Molecule: messenger RNA, 2136 nt
Organism: Oncorhynchus mykiss (rainbow trout)
Lineage: Eukaryota; Metazoa; Chordata; Actinopteri; Salmoniformes; Salmonidae
Source: RefSeq, a predicted model, not a curated record
AAUCAGGGACAGCUGACUAUCGUUGUCUCUGAUUGGGAACCAUACUUGGGUAGCUUUUUCCCACCUAUGUUUUGUGGGUAGUUGUUUUCUGUUUAGUGUUUUCUGCACCUGACAGGACUGUUUCAGUUUGCACUUUGGUCUUUUUGUGUCAGUGUUCAGGUAAAUAAAGGUCAUGAACACUUACCACGCUGCACUUUGGUCCGAUUCCUCCUCAUCAGACGACGACACACGUUACAGUGGUGUUUUGGCCUGUUUUGGUCAACGAAAUUUGAUCGCCACAAUGCCAGAUAGACUGGAUGUACUGACGGGCUCCUGUGUGCAAAUCCCAUGUUCAUUUGAUAUUCCUGACCAUAAGUAUACAUUUAACAGCACCAUACUAACCUCUGGAGUGUGGAUUAAAGGAAACCCAUACUUAGGUGGGCGUCCGGACAGAGUGAUAUUUAACAGUAGUAAGACGGUCAACAGAUAUCAAGGGAAGAUAACUGGAAACAUGUCCCAGAAGAACUGCACCACAGUCUUCUUCAAUGUAACCACCAGUUACUCUGAUAAAUACUGCUUAAGGAUUGAGAGUCAACCAUUCCUUGCAACAGAUCCUGAUAAGUCUGUUAAUAUAGUUGCCAGUGAUUUGCCUUCCAGUCCCAUCAUUACUGUCUCAGGUGAGGUGAAGGAAGGGACCCCUGUCAGUUUGAACUGCUCUGCUGUCGCUCCCUGUCCCGAACACCCCCCUGAGCUGACAUGGACUCUCCCAACACAGUUCACAACUGAGAACCAAAUGCAAGAGAAUUCAGACCAAACCAAAUCAGUUCUCUCCACGGUGACCUUCACUCCGUCAUACCUUCAUCAUGAGAAGAACAUCACUUGUACUGCAGUCUACCCAGUAGGGACAAGCAACAAGACAGCUGAACAUAACAUGAUGCUUAACGUUUCAUUCUCUCCUAAGGACACCUCGGCCUCCAUCAGUUCAGCUGAUCCAGUAUUAGUGGGCAGCUGUGUUAAUCUGACCUGCAGCAGUACAGCCAACCCUCCUGUGACAAACUUCACCUGGUUCCAGAUCAGUGGGGGUAAAACAACUCAGGUUGCAUCUGGACAGAGUUACUUCCUCAAUGUGACUGGUGAUGGAGGACUGUACUACUGUGAAGCAAGAAAUAGUCACGGCUGUGGGAAGUCGAAUGAAGUGCAGCUGGCUAUAAAAGGGCAAGAAGAGUCAAAAACCUCAGGGGUUGGUUUCUGGUUUCUGGUUUCUGGGGUUGCAGCAGGAACUCUGGGGACCAUUUUGCUUAUCAGCCUGAUCAGUCUUUUUGUAUGGAGGAGAAACUCGAGGCUCCACGAUGGACUUGAAAGGACAGACAGUCCACAGGGACAGAACUCCCCGGUUGGGACAGUGUGUACUAACCAGGCCACAGCCGGAGAGGAAGCAGAGGAACCUGCAGAAGACCAGCCUGAAGAGAUCCAAUACGGUGACAUAGACUUCUCCAAACUACAGACCAAAGAGACCCCAGCUGCAGCCCAGGACAGGGUCCAGGGACAGGAGAGUGAGUACGCUGAAGUCAAUGUGACUGGGAGAGGGGCUCAGGAACCACCUCUUAACAACCUAGAUGGGCUUUAUGCACAAGUGAAUAAAAUAAGUGCUUGUUAAUUAUUUUUCCAAUGGGUUUUAAGUGUUUUUAUGUACACUAUUGUCAUUGUGUAUUAGUUUCUAUUGGUACUUUUGUUACAUUUAUAAUUGUGUGCUCUUUGAUUAUCUGCAUAUUUGUAGAAUUUUCUGGAAUGAAAAGUGUUUAACUGUUACUAGAUUGUUGAUACGAUGAUGUAGGCUACUCUUUAUUUUAGACCAUUUAUUUUGAGUGUUGAGUUCACAGAGCAUCUGUUUAAUUGGUUCCAGUAUAGAGGAACUGCUGAGUUCAACUAGCUCACUGAAGGCAGUUUAAGACCAUAAUGGUGCACAAUGGUGUUAACAUCUACUAGUCACUGUUCAUCUUCAUCUGUUGUGCAGUUGCCAGAAUAACAAUAUUAUCUAUUUUCAGUUUAUAUCUAUUUAGAAGUUAUCGCGUCAGCUUUUAUGUUGAGUGUUAAACAACAGAAUCAAUUGAGGCUGAAUUUAAGGUUGUUGAUUAAUUGCACUGCAAUAAAAACCUU